UGCUAUGGAGACGUGUCCAGAGUUAGCUAAACUGGUGUUCCUCAACUGCCUUUAUCAUUUGAACAGGGGUGUACGCCCACGUCAAAUUAGUAUUUUCACACCGCUGACGUUGUGUCAUGUAAAAUGUUCAGGAAUAAUUAUCAGGGUGGAGCUGUGGUUGAGAUCUUCAGUGGACAAGGAAAAGACCCUGCGGCUAAAUGGAAACUCUGCGGAGGGCCGUCAGCCAUAUAUAAAGAGUAUAAUAAAGAAGUCAAAGGAUGUGUUUACUGUCUGAAUGGAAGCAGCCAGACAGUCAAGAUGCAAAUGCCAGAGAAUGGCAAAAUGUCUCUUGGACUUCUCCAAAGAUUUUUGGUGCUUCAAGUCAAUGUUCCUCACGGUCAUGACUUUUCUGCUGAGCUUGUGAUAACUGAUUCAGAGGGCCUAAAAAGAAGACUCCACUUAUCAACAGUGCAUAAAGAGGUGUCUGCCGCACUUUUGCAUGCAAAGAUACCUUUUGUUGGACUGAAACGCAAUGUUUGGUCAACUUUAUGCAUCGACCUUACAUCACUGAGCGGUGAACUGUUCAAGGGAUUUUUGACACUGGAUGGCAUCACGUUGUUCGCUACCUGCAAAGUCCGGAGAAUCUUCACUGUAAGAACGGAGCAUGCGGGAAUGUCAGAUGAUGACAUGUUUCACAGUGGAGCUGGUUUCAUGGACUUAAUCCCGCGCAGUUGCCAGUUCCCACCAGAUGUGAACCAAGUCAUUCAGGUGUUCAACAGGGAAAAUGUGCGAAAGACAGAUUUGAGGACUGGUCUUUCUAACUCUGACUGUGUUCCUACCACUGCCAGAUCAACCAGUUAUCGUAGAACCAGGCCCCAGGGCAUUUUACACACAGCCUCAGGCUCCAGAGCCUCUGGACCACCUCUCCUAACUGGAAGAAAAAGCAAGGGAUCGAGUAGAAUGAACCAAAAGGUUACUACAGAAAGUCAGAGCAUUACCAACCAGAGUGAGAAUUUAUCACAUGGAGAACCUUCCCACAUUCUCAAUGAGGCUUUUCUAAUGUUGAAAGUACAUUAUGUAGGAGCAUCUGGCAGUUUACAGCCACAUCCUCCUAAAAAAAGAGUGGCUGACAAGAAGGGAUCUAAGAGGCUGCGAGUCAUCAGUGCUGGAGGAGAAAAGCAAACAUCAUCAGAUGAGUGCCGCACUCCUGCAAAGGAAAGUUCAGCGCUCAUGGUCACAGAGUCUCAACUGUGCUCUGUGCAGCAAGGUUUGCCUUCUGACCUGAAGGUCUGGAACAGCUGGGAGAGUAAUGAAGGAUCUGAGCCUCAGCUCACUCUGCAAGAGGAGGUGUUCACUUUCUCAUCCCAGCCUCACUCACCCAAACGAGGACAAGGCCAGGGUGACCAGGAGAAGAUGGAGAUGGGAGAUCGUCAGGUUCAGAGCAAGAUUGGGAGGCGGUAUGAUGUCCAGCCCGAGGAUGACUUUAUUGGCAGUGAAAGUGAUGAGGAUAACAACUUCACCAUGUUCCAACAUCAAAAAACAAGUGGGUCCAAUCUUACAUCUCCCAGAACGCUUGAUCCAACUUUGAGCACACAACUUGAAGGUCACCCUGGAUCUCCUAAUGUGAACCUAACACCUCCACUUAACACCGGUAUGCAGCCUCAUUCCAGUGGGAAAGCUGAACCUGGGCUGUUUCCCACACGGUGCUUCUCACCUAAUGGACUGGAACAGAAGUGUGGUCCAAGAGUUUCAGAGAAAGUAAACCGGGUUCUUGAUGUGAGCAGCAGCAUAUCAGUUUGUAGACGACUCCUGCAAGAAGUCAAAUUGGAUGAUUCAAAACAGCACAAGGAAGAAGAAGAAGAUGAGACACUAAAGCCUGUUGAUUCCAGUCAUUGCGACUUGGACCUGCUCGGCAGUCCACAGACACAAGAUGAUGAGGAGCUCCGAAUGCUUGCUAGCCUAAAAAGAGAGCAAGAGGAAGAUGAAUGCAAAGCCUCGGGCCUCAGUGCAUCUCAGAUCCACCGGUGUAAUGUCAGCAUCAGCAUGAGCAGUGACGAUACUUCUACAUGGACCCACAUCUCUCUGCCGUCUAAUCAGGGACACCACUAUCAGACGGAAAUGAACCCCUUCCUGCAAUCAAACCCCAGGGAAUGGAUGGACGUGCUCAGCCCUCCUAUUAUGCCUCCCAGCCAGCAGAGAAGGUCAGGCAACACAUGGAACAAUGGGGGAAGUCUAGUCAGAGGAGGAGAUGAGUCAGUGAAUGAAGAGGAGAACGAGGAUGAGUAUUUGAAUCUGCUCUAUGAUCCUUGCCUGAACUGCUAUUUUGAUCCAAAGACAGGAAAGUACUAUGAACUGGCAUGACUUGAAGUCAAUUAGAGCCAAAAAUAAUAAAUCAAAUUGAAAGUGGAUGAAUGGCUUCAGGAUUUAUCAGCUGAGCUUAUUGAUUGGCAUUGAAUUCCCAAUUCAGAAAAAAAAUCACUUUCUGUCUAUCCGUUCGUUUGUGGAAGCUAACAGGAGCUUUGUGUCACCAUAUGUAGUGUCAUGUAAGUCUGUAAGAGCCUGGGAAUGUAAUACUGCUUUUUGAAGGUUCUUGCUUAUUCAUUCGCACAUGUGAUGCUAAAAAGAGUCUGUUCACGAAGCUUGGCUGGCAAACUCUUAUCAGGCUUUCUGAAAGAACAUACUGAAUCUGUGAUAUUUCAGUUUUACAUGUUACAAUACAGAUAAUUUAUGGUGUCAAAAAAUCAUAAAACCAUGUUGUGCGUAUGUGUAAUGUGAAUUAAAUUAAAUUUGAAAUAGCA
This is a messenger RNA of Oreochromis niloticus (Nile tilapia), 2777 nucleotides long. RefSeq names its product CFAP20 domain containing (gene cfap20dc). The record is from RefSeq and is a predicted model, not a curated record. The transcript has 16 exons. Lineage: Eukaryota; Metazoa; Chordata; Actinopteri; Cichliformes; Cichlidae. The coding region runs from base 124 to 2340 and encodes 738 amino acids.